AUGGCCAGUGCGGCUUUUGUCUCUCCCUCCCCUGAUUCGCUCUCUGCCCCAGUCGCCGGCUCGCCCUCUCUCUUCUCUGCGUCCAAAGUGCCGAAGAACGAAGGCACCGGUUCGUCCGAUUCUCUUUACGUUGAGGAGGACGACAUUCCACAGAAGAACGAAGAAGAAAGGGGACGGGGCAUUCUCGUUCUUGCCUCUCAUGACGCUGUGCGGGUGGUGGCCGCGAGUUGUCAAGAGAACUCCGACCUUUCCCCACCUCCCUGCCUCGCGCUGUCUCCUUCAUUUCAGAUUGCCUCUCUCCAUACCCGAAACGAAGAGAAUGACAAACUGUUUUUCCGUGGUGGUCAGUGUGAAGAAGGAGAGGAAGAUGGUAUGAAUGUUCCAACUCAGCUCAUUCCGUUCCAUACCCCGCGAUGUGCGAGAAACCUUCGUCCGGGAGGGCAGGAAGAAGACACUCCAGACACCCGACUAGGGUGUACAGACAGCAGCCGAGAAGGCACUCCGAACGUCGCGUGCGUCAGAAACGCGACGGCGCUACGUGCAGGCUCGCCACAUUGUACUCCGAAAAGCAGGCCAAGUCCGCCAGGGGGAAAGCUGUUGCCUCCGGAAGAAACAGAAAGAGUUAGCUUUGAGAGCGAGUGCAGAAGCCACGAGAAGGCAGCAACCCCUGAAGAAAGCAGUCCCGUUAUCUCGUCGUCAAGCAGCGGCUCAGAGUCGUUUCGCGGGCGUUCGCAUGUCACCGGCAGCGGGCCGCGAGGAGAGGAAGAAGAUGCGAAAAGCUGGGAGGCAUCUGCCCGCCCAGAAGGUCUGAAACCCAACGGCGACGGCACACAAGACGAUGCAGAGGUAGAGGAGAAUGAAAGGGCGCGUUCGCCCUCUGCGGCUGUUCAGGAACGAGGGCGGCAGCUCGGUUUCUCUUCUUCAUCCUGUGAAGAGUCGAGCAGAGCACGCGUUCCGAGGUGCGUUUCUCGUCGACAGGAAGGGGGGGCGAGAAGACAUAGCUGCAUUCAGACAUCUUCUCUUCCUUCUGCUUCGGAGACGGAGCCGCCAGAUAUCACCUUCAGGGCACGUCGCCAGCAGGCAAAGAACGGAGACGGCUUCCACGAGGGAUCCAAAGCAAGAGCGUGCCGAGCAAAGAGAGCGAAAAGAACCGGAAAGAAGACAGGAGAAAGUGGACGGAAAGGGGGUAUCUGCUGGGAGAGGGAGAGCUGUGCGCAGGCAGAUGGAAGCCACGGCAAAGCAGACGAGACGAACGUGGAAGGCGCGACCGAAGAACAGUGCAGACGGUUCGACCAGCAAGACGAGCACGACGGUGAUGCUUCGCAGUCCUGGGAAGAUCUCGGUCUUCUUCACACCGCCGCCGUGUCUCUUGAAAGAGGUGCGAAGUCACUCCUCACUCUUCUAUCCCAGCAGCGAAAGCAGAUACGCGCCCUGACGCGGCAGGUCCGCACGAUGUCGCGAGCUCAACUUCUUCAACAAGGGGAACUUGCGACUCUUCGGAACGAGCACGAGACGCUUCUCUGCCUUCUCUCGAAGAGUCCUUGCUUCCCGCAUCUGACGCAUCAGGGAACAGCGUGGCCUUCCGCGGUUCUCCUUCACGCCUCCGCCGCUGCCAGCGAAUGCGCGAGCGCUGCGACGUGUACGAAUUCGCCACGGAAAGCCAGAGAACGGGCUUCUCGGCCGUCUUCUUCUCCCACUUCUUCUCCAUGUCUCUGUUGUUCCACUUGCUACGCUGAUGCUUGCUCGCCGCCCUUCUCUUCUGAUGCGGCGAAGUCUUCCACUUCCGCUCUGCCUGCGUCUUCCGCUUCUAUCCCUCAUGCGUCGUCCCCGCUCUGUCGCCAAGUAUCCUCGUCCCCCUGUCCUUUUCCUUCCUUCGAGCCCAUGUCUACUUCGGCACUUCUCACAUCUCUGCCCGUACCUUCCAGUUUAUCGUCCUCCUCCUCUCUUCAGUUCUCCUCGUCCUCUUCUUCCUCGUCCUCUUCUUCCUCGUCCUCUUCUUCCUCGUCCUCUUCUUCCUCGUCCUCUUCUUCCUCGUCCUCUUCUUCCUCGUCUUCCUCUGCUUACUCGUCCUCUUCUUCCUCGACCUCUUCUUCCUCGACCUCUUCUUCCUCGACCUCUUCUUCCUCGACCUCUUCUUCCUCGUCUUCCUCUUCUUCCUCGUCUUCCUCUUCUGCCUCGUCUUCCUCUUCUGCCUCGUCUUCCUCUUCUGUCUGUUUGGUGGCUGCUUGGAUUGCUGCCGAGGAAGUACCCUGGGGUAGCGGGGCCUUUUCGGCGGGGGAUCUGGCCCAGACUUGCCGGUGCGGGGACGGUGCGACAGAAGGGAGAAGACGCGAGGCACUGUGUUCUUCCUUGCUCUGUCGCCGGUUUGACCAGCUCCCCGAGCACGAUCUGCAUGCGCUAGACCGUCGCGGUCAAUACGAAGCGCCGGAGGUCGAGCGAUCAGUUCCAGAGCGUCGUGGUGAGGCUCGACUCCCAGGCGACGAGGAAGACGAAGGCUUUCGAAGGAAGUCAGAAGAAACAAAUCAGAUGGAAAUAAGUUGUGACGCCAGCGAAACACCCGGGGAAGAAAACAAGGAGAACCUGGAUUUCCACGGCGGCAAUAUCAGCAAAUGGAGUCACCAAAGAUCGAGCGUGGAAGACCCUGGGGCACAAGAGUGUCGCGAAAGCAUCCACAGGCGAAGAGAAACCUCGCAUCCUGUCCGCGUUUCUUUCUCCCGAUCUGCCGCGGCUUCGCAGCCCCCCCAGGAGUGUCCCCCGCCGCCGGGCGCCGUCUCCUCGGCGUCUCCCGCUCAGGCUCCUCCCUCUUCGUCUUGGUCAGCUCGUCCUUCUUCCUCUCUCGGCUGCCGGCAAGAUCAGGCUCCUCCCGUGUCGCCUGCAGAACCAGGCGAGAGUCGAAAAAGAGCGCGUGCGCUCCCACCGUGCAGCCUCGGACCGAGCUCUCCGCGGGGGUCUCCGGAUGUCCUAGCAGAGAAAAAGGGCGGCGUCCCUUGUGAGCGCGAGCGGAGAACAGAUGAAGGCGGGGCAGAAGCAGCUGAAAGAGGCGAAUGCAACGGAGACAGACGCGAGUCUUGUUUCGAAGCGGAUAAGUUGCGCAAAAGGCGGUCGUGGAGAGAGGAGCGCAGGGCUGCAGCGGGGGACGCAGUGCGCGGCGUCAAAAAACGCAGGAAAGAAGCUCCUGCUGCAAGAGAGGGAGGCACAGAAGGAGGCCAAAGCUGGAGAGAAGGAGAGACAGAUCGAGGCCGAGCGCAAGAAGGGAAGCCUAGCAACGCAUGCCGGUUGCUAAAUUCGUCUCGCCACUCAAUCGAGUGUGUGUCGGCUCCAGAUGCCCACGGAUCUCCACUGCUGAGUCUGGGAGAAGAAACGCGAAACGCCAAGUGUCGCUUUGCUGUCGAUCCUGGAGAGAGCCGAAGCGAAGGAGCGCCUCCUUCGACAACCUCCCUGGGUCGUAUCUUGGAGAAAAGCGACAGAGCUGGACGAGGUCUAAGAGGGGCGAAGGCCCCUCGAGCGUACCGGGAGGGACAUCUGGAGGGCCGGAUUCGAGACAGCCAGAAAGGCGAGAGUCUGCAGGAUCUCCUGGAGGGAGAGGCCGAGCAGUCGAGAGAAUCUUGCAGGGGUGGGCGGCGCCUCGGCUGGAGCGCCGGAAUCACCCAGACGGCGGCAGGCGACAGCCGCCGUCUGGGUGAUUCGAGUCGGCAGGUGGAGACGCGCGACCAGAGCCGCCAGCGCUUCACAGGGGCGGAGAUAGGGGGCGACAGGCCAGCGCUUAGCAAAAAUGAAGAGGGGAAGGAAGAGGAAGAAGCGAGGGCCGAACCCCAGAGAAGCGCCAGCGGAGUCCUGCCGGCCGUGACAGUCUCCAGAAGCGAAGAGCGAAGCGGCGCGUCGAUUCGCAGCCUCUCGCGAGGGACGUUUGUGUUGGCGCCUUCGCGGGACUGUAGUUCUGUCGACGCAGAACUCCAAGGGGAAAGACCAGUUCCAGGUGAUAGGGGCACAGCUUUGGCCUGCCGGUCUCGAAGCUCGGCGCACGCGUCCACAGACAAACGCCUCGCGUGUCCGCGCGAGAAAGCGGGCACCGUGAGGUGCUCUGCUGUCGUCUCCCUGCAAGCGAGACAGCGCGACUGGGAAUCUCUCCCCAGAGUGCGUUUGGUGGCGCCCCAGCGCAGUCUUCGGCGGCUGAUGCCCGGGGCGGACUGCUCCCAGUGCGAGCGAUUCUAUUCGCUGCUUCAGGCGGAAGUCCCCAGUCCCUCUCAGUCAGAGGCUGCAAAAGAGGAAGAGCGAGCGGAAGAAGGACAGCACGGAGCCGCGGCGCACGACGCAGGCAGGCAGAUUGGGAGCGCGGGGUGCCACCGUCAAACGGAGAAAAGGAGGCCCGAUGCGGAUGUUUGUGGGGAGUUGGGUUCUCACUGGCGACCGGACCGUGCUUCUCACACGUGCCCCGGCGCCGCAGCUGAAGCGGGGAAAGCCCAGAGCAGACGCGCAAGUCUCCCUGAGGGAUCGAGACACACUGCCACACGGGCCGACGGCCGGAAGGUGCCUCUCUUCCCCGGCACGUCUCUCCCUCAGAACGGAAGUCCUCCAGGGAGAGACAGGGAGCACGUCUCUGCGGAGGCGGCGAGUUGGUCCGCCUCGCUUUCUUCUUCGCGCCUGCACUCACUCUCCCGUGUUGCCAGAGGCCCAGCUGCGGCGCGCUGGGGGCAGGGGCCUGAGAAGAGAGGAGAGCCAAGAGACGAAGAAGGAAACGAGGGUGCGAGAGGGGCUGCGGCGUGCGGGGUGCCCGGGGAACUGGCCAAAGACGGAAAACGGUCUCUUUUUUCUCCUCCCCCAGGCGACCAGAGAAGGAGGGGAGAAGUCGGCGAGGAAAGAAGAGAGAGCGCAGAACCGGGUGUGGAAAGCAGCAGUCGAGACAGCAAGAGAGCCGGAGAAAGAGGAAAACGAAGAGGGGACGGCACACCCAGGGGCGGGGACGUAGAGGGGAGGAGCAAAGAAAAGGUGGAGGCAAGAAAGAGUGGAGAAACAGACGAGAAGAAACAGAGAGAAAAAGGGAGAAGGUGGCAAGUGUGUGCGGGUCUCAAUCGCGACUUGCUUCGUGCUUCGAAGCACCGGUACUUUGCGCCUCCACCAAGUACGCCUACAGGUUUCUGGGAUUUUAGUACGUUCUCUUCGCCCGUUCGGGCAAGGGACUCACACGGCGACCUCGAGUAG
Messenger RNA from Neospora caninum, 5199 nucleotides. RefSeq lists its product as hypothetical. NCBI's taxonomy places the organism in Eukaryota, Apicomplexa, Conoidasida, Eucoccidiorida, Sarcocystidae. Bases 1 to 5199 code for a protein of 1732 amino acids. The transcript has a single exon. The record is from RefSeq and is a predicted model, not a curated record.